Beauveria bassiana ARSEF 2860 is the source of this 963-nucleotide messenger RNA. Its product is annotated as feruloyl esterase A precursor. The transcript is spliced from 3 exons. The record is from RefSeq and is a predicted model, not a curated record. NCBI's taxonomy places the organism in Eukaryota, Fungi, Ascomycota, Sordariomycetes, Hypocreales, Cordycipitaceae. Bases 1 to 963 code for a protein of 320 amino acids. Gene Ontology annotation, biological process: lipid metabolic process.
AUGGGUCCUCGGAUGCUUCUGUUCGGCCUUGUUGCCGCCCUAGCCGCGGCAACCCCGCUGAAACGACAGGAAAGAACAACUGUCGACCCCGCCGUCUACAAGAAGCUGGUGGACUACGCCGCCUUUCCAACGAUGAGCGCAACCGACCCUGGCAGCGCGGCUCUGGACGCGAACUGCAGCGUGACCCUCGUCCGCUACAUAAACCAACAGAGCACAGACACCCAAGCCGCAGUGUGGCUGCGGAAGAGCACGCGGGAAAUCAUCAUCGGCAUCCCGGGGACCAACGGCCUGAGGGAUGCGCUGACGGACAUUGAGGUUCUCCCCAUACCGUACAUUUCGCCGUCGAUCCGCUGCCCCGGCACCUGCCUCGUCCACGCGGGCUUCCUGCUGGCGUGGAACUCCAUCGAGGGCCAAGUGAUCGACGCCGUCUCCUUGGCGCUCGAGCAGAACCCCGGGUUCUCCGUGGUGAUUAGCGGCCACUCGCUGGGCGGCGCCAUUGCGAACCUGGCCUUUGCGAGACUGAAGAACGGGCCCUUUAACACAACGGGUGCCUACACGUACGGCCAGCCAAGGGUUGGAAAUCGGGAAUUUGCCGAUUACAUCGACAGCUUAUCCAAGGCCAGCGACAGUGAGGCAGGGUCGUACAACAGGGUCACCCAUGCCGAAGACGGUGUACCUCAUGCUCUCCCCAUGUUUCUUGGGUAUCAGCACCCGCGUGGUGAAUAUUGGGAGUCUGCGCAUGAGCCACAAUCGGAUACCACGUACCGAUGCCUCGAACGGGAGUCUUCAAAGUGUUCCAGAUCGACGACAACCUUCCUCGAGCUAGCGAUCAAGGCUAUCUUCGAGACUCUCGGGAAGCCGCUUCUUGGGUUUCCUUUUCUCCCCACUAUCAUCGGUGUCUUUCUCAAUUCGGACCAUGGAACUUAUGCGGGCCUAACACCCCUCUGUAAGGUGGCUCAAUAG